Molecule: messenger RNA, 1220 nt
Organism: Halichondria panicea
Lineage: Eukaryota; Metazoa; Porifera; Demospongiae; Suberitida; Halichondriidae
Product: RAB6A-GEF complex partner protein 2-like
Exons: 7
Coding region: 1-1143 (380 amino acids)
Biological process (GO): retrograde transport, endosome to Golgi
Cellular component (GO): Golgi membrane; Ric1-Rgp1 guanyl-nucleotide exchange factor complex
Source: RefSeq, a predicted model, not a curated record
AUGACUCUCCAAGUAUCAGCAGAUCUCCAUUCUCCAGUAUGUUUGGCAAGCCAGAGGGUGUUUUGUAGCAUCACCUUCACUAACCGUGGUGUAACCGAGGAGACACUAGCCUGGGCUGGAGCUCAGGUCCAUUGUCAGGCUGUCUUCAGAGAAGAGAUAAUCAAAAUGGACUCCUCCCUCCUGCUACCCAUCUCCCCAAACACUGGCACCACCUUCAUACCAAACAGAGGGGAGAAAGGACACACCCUCUUGUCUACCGAGUCCACCGUGCUAUUUUGUGGUCUCAUCUUAAAACCAGGAGAGUCGAAAAACGUGCUAUAUAGCGAGCAGAUACCAGGAGGGGGACCCCCUACGUGGAGCGGACGACUGGUCAAGUACAGUUACAAGCUGGCGAUUGGUGCACAGAGACCAGGGUCACAGACCCAGAUAUUCAGGAUUCCUUUCAGAGUGAUGAUCAUUCCCGAGUAUCUGUACAGUUCGUAUGUGAUGCCGUCCCCCAAGGAGAGCAAUCCGUUCCUGGUCUCAGAGAAGAAGGAGGAUCCAACUCUGGACAUUGCACUGCAAGCUUUGGCCAUUGAGACAUCCAGGAGAACAGCUAUGAACUACACUUUGAAGAACACACACGGAUUGGUUGGGAAGGUGUCUCUGUUCAAGCCCUCCUAUAAGCUGGGGGAGGAUAUCGUGGGGUUACUGGACCUGGGUGGAGCCACUAUCGCUUGUCUACAGCUGUCAGUGAGUCUACAGUGCAUAGAGGAGGUCCCCAGUGAAGUUCUCCAGACUUCUGCCCCCCAGGGUUGUGUGAGCUCCACCCACUCUCGUCACAGCGAGGCCUGUCACAACACUCUCCAGUCACAGUUUGCACUUCCCAUCCCACUCAGCGUUACACAGUCCUUCAAGAGCAGUACAGUAACUGUUCGGUGGCAACUACACUUUGAGUUUGUGCUCGGUCGCAAGCUUCCCAAUGAACUACUGCUGGAUACACCCACCAUCUCACUCGCUGGGUCCAAGGCCGUCUUGUGGAAGGGGGUGGAGCAAGUUCCCAUAGAUACAAUGACAUGGGACCUCCCGGUGACUGUUUUACCCACUCUACCUGACCAAGCAGAACCUCUAGCCGGACCACAGCUACAAACUAUGACUUUAUGAUAAUAUGCAUCCAUAAUUUCUUUCAAUGUUACUGUUGUAUGUUUUUAUAAUCAAUAAUAAGGUGAUGAAUAAUGAAA